AGACCGUAAAACGAUGCCCCAUGCUUUUAAUAAGCCCUCAGAGAAAGGUAUUUUGCUAGAGGUCAAUGAGAACAAUGGAACAAGAAGAGAGGACCAUCAAGCCAAGAAAGAUUCAACAGAGGUGAAAGUUGAACCUACAUUGCCAAUUAAAAGGGAAAACGGCACAUCCAGCGUAACCCCAAGAUCCGAGCAAACACAGAAAAUGAAUAAGACUGAAAAUAAGAGCAUGCCACCAACCCAGAAUCAUGUCCUGAUACCGAUCAGAACUCCAGCCAUUGCUUCCCAAAAAACAGAAGCCCAAGAAAUCAGGAAAGUGCCGCCACCAAAUAUUAAAGUUCCUGUAGCAGCGGCUGUGAUUAUUCCCAACACAACUGGACAGACGUGCACUGAAUCUGUGAAUGUAACCCCAGCAAAUCAUAUCUUACCCAAGACAACCGUCACUCCUGCAGCGCCACCAUUAGUAAACAACAAUACCCCCAAACUCACUGUAUCGGAAGUCCCUAAAGACUUCAAACCAUCCCAUAAAUAUCCACAAACAAGUCUGCCACCAUCAGUAGCUGCACAGAGGUCUGAACAAACACCAGUAAAUAUGCCUACAACAAAAACAACAACACCACAAGAUGCAGCAUUGUUUCCUCCAACCCACAAACCACCUAAAACAGUGGGUUUAAGUGUUACCACUGCAACAAAAGAGGCUUCCUCCCUCAGACAAGUGCACAGCUGCCCCAAUUCUUUACAAAGAUUACAGGUCCCUGGAUUAAAGGCAGAUUUGGUCCACACUGUAACAUCAACACUGACUAGUAAAAAAAGAGCAACUGAAACUGUUGGAGCAGCAAAGCUAACAUCAGAUGGAAUACAGAUUAAAAUAAGUUCAGCUACAGACAAGAAUUCAGCACAGACAAAGAGCUACAACCCUCCUAAACUCUGUUUUAAAGUUAUAGAUGAUGUUUCACCUCAGCCUGCUCCUUUUGCGCACCGGUUUGUGGCGCUGAAGUCUAGCCCUCCGCCCUGUGACACCUUCAGUAUCCACACCAGAGAAGUGCUUGGAGGUGGCCGCUUUGGUAAGGUGCAUAAAUGUACGGAGACUAGAACGGGGAUGAGGCUCGCUGCCAAAAUCAUCAACACAAGAAAUUCCAAAGAAAGAGACAUGGCACUGAAUGAGAUGCAGGUCAUGAACCAGCUGAGCCACCCCAACAUCCUCCAGCUUUAUGAGGCCUUCGAGGUCAAGAAUCAAGUCGUGCUCAUCCUGGAAUAUGUGGAGGGAGGCGAGCUGUUCGAGAGGAUUGUGGAUGAAAGCAGUCCGCUGACGGAGGUGGAUGCGAUGGUGUUUGUGAAGCAGAUCUGUGAGGGCGUUCAGUACAUGCAUCAGAUGUACGUGCUUCAUCUGGACCUUAAGCCAGAGAACAUCCUCCUUGUUAAUCGCUCUAGCCAUCAGGUGAAAAUUAUCGACUUUGGACUAGCCAGGAGAUAUAAACCACGAGAGAAGCUCAAAGUUUCAUUUGGAACGCCUGAGUUUUUAGCUCCAGAGGUUGUGAACUUUGAUUUUGUCUCCUUCCCUACGGAUAUGUGGACUUUGGGAGUCGUCACUUACAUGCUUUUAAGUGGCCUCUCUCCUUUUCUGGGUGAUGAUGACGGCCAGACCCUCAAUAAUGUGCUCAUGGGGAACUGGUACUUCGACGAGGACGCUUUUGAGCACGUGUCUGCUGACGCGCGGGACUUUGUUUCCAACCUACUGAUCAGAGAAAGAAGUGGUCGUAUGAGUGCCACACAGUGUCUCAAACACCCAUGGCUCAACAACAUCUUUGAGAAAGCCAAAAGCAGUAACAUCGUGCUCAAGUCACAGGUUCUCCUCAAGAAAUACAUGGCCAGGCGAUUGUGGAAGAAAACUACAUAGCUAUCGCUGCAGCAAAUAGGUUCAAGAAGAUUGGAAGUUCAGGUUCCUUGACCUCACUUGGAAUCUGAGUAUGUUCAAACUCUUAUAAUACACAGGUCAUGUCUUUGUAUUGCUGUGCCGCACUGCAAAUCACCUUUCACCUCUGAAGUUUGACUGGCUGCUGAUUUUAAUUGCAUUGGUAAACCACACAAAUCUAUAAUGUGCAAGAACCAUUUAUUUAUACAAUACAUAUAUAUCUUGUAUAUUGUUUCAAGCAUUCAUAAAUUAAACGUAUAGCUAUAAACACUCACCGGCCACUUUAUUGGGUACACCUUACUAGUACAGGGUUGGACCCCCUUUUGGCUUCAGAACUGCCUUAAUCCUUUGUGGCAUAGAUUCAACAGGGUACCGGAAAUAUUCCUGAGAUUUUAGUCCAUAUUGAAGUGAUAGCAGCACACAGUUGCUGCAGUUUAGUUUGCUGUGCAUCCAUGAUGCGAAUCUCACGUUCCACCACAUCCGACAGGUGCUCAGUUGGAUUGUGAUCUGGUGACUGUGAGGACCAUUUGAGUACAGUGAACUCAUUGUCAUGUUCAAAAAAACAGUCUAAGAUGAUUUGCUCUGCAUGACAUGGUGCAUUAUACUGCUGAAAGUAGCCAUCGGAAGAUAGGUAGGCUUAGGCGUUGACACAAUGCUCAAUUGGUACUAUUGGGCCUAAAGUGUGCCAAGAAAAUAUCCUCCACACUAUUACACCACCACCACGCUGAACUAUUAAUACAAGGCAGGAUAGAUCCAUGCUUCAUGUUGUAGACGCCAAAAUCUGACCCUGCCAUCCUAAUGUCACAGCAGAAGUCAAGACUCAAUCGGCCAAGCAACAUUUUUCCAAUCUUCCAUUGUCCAAUUUUGGCGAGCCUUUGCAAAUUGUAUCUUCAGUUUCCUGACUAAAUGCAUUGAGUUGGUGCCAUGUGAUUGACUGAUUAGAACUUUGCGUUAAUGAGCAGUUGGACAGUUGUACCUAAUAAAGUGGCCAGUAUGGGAGAGCAUGUGGCUAAAAUGGAAAAUGUCCUAAAUAAAAGGGAGCAACUUUUCUUUUUUUUGAUCUGAUAAUGCCUAAGAUUUUAUUAUUCAUAUUUUAAAUGGCCAGUAAAUGAAGACCACGUAUCCAAAAUGUGACAGGAAAAUAAUGGUGGUCUGACAUAUUUUACGAGAAAUAAUUGUUGGUUCAUGAACAGGAAGUAAAAACAAGAAGUUCAGUAUGAAUUUUUGCUCGUAUCAACAAAGUAUUUCAUGCAGAAGAUCCUGUUUUGAAAUGUGACGAAACAUUUAUAUUCAUUUGCUGAUGAUGAUCAGACUGUAAAUACAGGUGGUUAAAUAAGCAGUGGCAUGUUCAUUCAAAUUGCAUGUGUCAUUAAAUUUAUAAUGUGACUUCCAGAAAUAAACGAAUAAGAAAGUAUUGGAAAAACA
Molecule: messenger RNA, 3334 nt
Organism: Danio rerio (zebrafish)
Lineage: Eukaryota; Metazoa; Chordata; Actinopteri; Cypriniformes; Danionidae
Source: RefSeq